Molecule: messenger RNA, 1074 nt
Organism: Eremothecium gossypii ATCC 10895
Lineage: Eukaryota; Fungi; Ascomycota; Saccharomycetes; Saccharomycetales; Saccharomycetaceae
Gene: CDC43
Product: protein geranylgeranyltransferase type I subunit CDC43
Exons: 1
Coding region: 1-1074 (357 amino acids)
Biological process (GO): protein geranylgeranylation
Cellular component (GO): CAAX-protein geranylgeranyltransferase complex
Molecular function (GO): CAAX-protein geranylgeranyltransferase activity
Source: RefSeq, marked provisional
AUGGAACUUCUAGUUAAGAAACAUGUCAAGUUCAUGGAGCGCCACAUAGGUCUCCUACCGUCUUCACAGGAGAAGAACGAUGCCAAUAGGCUUUCAAUUGUCUACUAUUCGCUCGCAGGCAUAUGCAGUCUGGACGCAGACGCCCUCUCCGGCCACCGAGAAAAGGCCGCUGGGUCCAUCGUACAACUGUACAGGCAGUUCAAGUUAUCAGAUGGCACUGUGGCCGGUGGUUUCCUAGGUAGCAGGACUAUGGAGGUUUCCGGUCAUCUCACAAUGAGCUCGGCCAACACCCUAUUUGCAACGCUGAGUCUACUGUGCUUGGGCAAACACGAGUUGCUUCGAGACGACGAACGUCGUGCCGCGAUCUGCGAGUUGGUCUCGCACUGCCAGCUCCCCGAUGGAUCUUUUGUUUCAACGCUUGAUAUGUGCGGCGGUGGGGAGCCGUCGGUCGUGGACUCGCACGAUCUGAGGUUCUGCUACAUUGCAGUCGCGCUCCUGCACCUGUACGGGUGCCGCACACCGGACGAAUACGCACGCUACGUCGAUGUUGGGCGGCUGGUGGAUUACGUGCUUUCACAGCGGUGCGUCGGCGGCGCGUUCGGGACAUUCGGCGAAGCUCACGCGGGCUAUACCUCCUGCGCGCUGUCUCUCCUGUCUAUUCUGGGAAAGCUGGACUCUCUAGAUGAGGAAUUCAGGGACCGCACUAUAUCCUGGCUGGUGCAGAGGCAAGUCUCGGCCAUUGGCGCGGUGCCACUGCCCAACGGAAAUGAGCAUUUCUAUGCCGAGGAUCAUGGGGGCUUCCAAGGCCGUGAGAACAAGGCUGCAGAUACGUGCUAUGCAUUCUGGUGUAUGAAUUCGCUCGAGAUCUUGGGAGCCUCCGCGUUGGUGGACACCAGCCUCAUAGACAGUUACCUCCUGCAGCAGACUCAGAACUCACUGGUCGGCGGCUUCGCCAAGACCGAUGAGGACGACCCAGACAUUUACCACACAUUCCUGGGCAUUGCGGCGCUGGGCCUAAUUGCCGGUAGCUUCGACGGGGUCCUCUGUGUGCCAAAAACCGUGUCUGUGCGGUAG